AAAUGUAUGGUACAUCUUAAAAUAAAUGAAACGAUUUAAAACAUGUGCUAGAAGGACAUUUCAACUCUGGGGUCAGCCUUUGUAUGGUAGCGAAACUGCUGCACGUUGCACGUCUCAAUAAAGUUUCAGCGUUUUGAAUCAUCAUGGCGACCUACACGGUCGUUCCAGCUGUCAGAUUCGCGCAGGUCUUUUUGUUAAAAGGCACAACAGCAAGUGUUUGGAAAUCCUGCCUCCUGUCAAACAGCUGCGCCGCCUCAGGUAACUGGAGGUGGAGGGCAUUCAGCUCGUCUACUUCAGCCUGCUCCUCUGACUCUUCUCCUGACGUCCAGCGUUACGGGGACGCCGUGGGUCACUUUGAUCGCCUGGUCCAGUGUGGCUCCCUUAAGACAGAUGUCCAGCAGAGACAAGUCAUCCAGCGACUGGCUGGGCUGCAGCACACACUGAAGACCUACAGUAACAACAUCUACCUGAGCCCACCCACGAAUCGGUCGAAGGUGGACAGUAGUCGUGGGCAUGAUGAGAAAUCCUGCAUUUCACCAGCUGAAGAGGAACCCAUUCCUCCUCCACCACCACCACCACCCAAAGGCUUUUACAUAUAUGGCGAUGUAGGCACAGGGAAGACCAUGCUCAUGGACCUUUUUCACUCCCAUGUGGAAAACAGCUGUAAAAAGAGAGUCCACUUCAAUGGCUUCAUGUUGGACAUUCACAAAAGGAUCCAUCGGAGGAAACAAAGCCUGCCAAAACGGAGGCUAGGGAAAAUGUUCACCUAUGACCCUAUAUCACCGGUUGCCAUGGAGAUUAGCAAGGAGACCUGCCUCUUGUGUUUUGAUGAGUUUCAGGUGACCGACAUUGCUGAUGCCAUGAUCCUGAAGCAGCUGUUUGAGACGAUGUUUAAGGCCGGAGUGGUGGUGGUGGCCACUUCCAACAGACCCCCCGACGAUCUGUACAAAAAUGGACUUCAGAGGGACACCUUCCUACCUUUCAUCGACAUGCUGAAGGAAUACUGCCACACCAUCUGCCUGGACUCUGGGAUUGACUACAGGGGGCUGGACAGGCCUGCGGCCGGAAAACUCUACCACAUCACUGGGGAGCCUGGUGCAGAGGCCUCCCUGGACGCACUAUUUGAGGAGCUCGCACUGAGACAAAAGAGCGAGACGGGUCCUCGGGUGCUCACUGUGCUGGGCAGAGAUGUGAUUCUUGAGAAGACCUGUGGCUCCAUCGCUGACUGUACCUUUACUGAGCUUUGCGGUCGGGCUCUGGGUGCCAGUGACUACCUGGAGAUGGCACGACUCUUUGACACAGUUUUUAUCCGAGACGUUCCUCUGCUGACGCUGUCUCUGAAGGACCAGGCCAGACGCUUCACCACCCUCAUAGACAACUUCUAUGACAACAAGGUGAGGGUGGUGCUGCUGACAGCUGCUCCGUUAGACCGACUGUUUUCCCACACCGGAGGCGAGGACGAGCGAGACUGGCAGCUGCUGGAUGACCUGGGCCUCGGCGGGGAGGCAGCAGAGAGGCUUACUCUGUUUACUGCGGAGGAGGAGAUAUUUGCCUUUCAGAGGACCAUCUCUAGGCUAAGAGAGAUGCAAACUGAAGCCUACUGGAUGGAAGGCGAUCGUGGUUGUAAAAGGACACACAUAAACCCCUAACUUCUCUAAACCACUGCCUCUACAAUGAUAUACCUCCAGAUAGCAUGCUGCUUCUGACCCAUCUACCCUCAAACCAUAACAGGAAAAGUAUGCACUUACAUUUGGGCAUCCAGAGUGAACUGUUUUGACAUAAGCAGCGUCCUUUACCAUCAGAACAUAUGCAGUAGGUUACAACAAAGCAAAACUCACACAGCGCCUCUUUGAGAUGAACCUCUCCUCAUUUGUUGUAUGUGUCGCUCCAUUUCUAUUCCCCUAUUUUUGCCAUUUUCUGGAAGCCAUACUCUUCUAAUAAUUAAAGAAAGCUCUGCAGUGGUUGUGAACCAUAAGGCAAACAGGUGCUCAGAGAGAUGAGGGGAACAGGGGGCUUUUCCUGCAGGUGGUUAGUGCCCUCUAGUGUUUGACAGGGAAAAGGAUCCUUUUCUUUUUUUUUUUGAAAAUCUGAAUAAACUGUCAGGGUGACCUGUCCAGGUUGUACUCUGCCUCCUGCCCAAUGUCAGCUGGGACAAUCUGCUGAAGAAUGUUAUACAAGAAAUGAAUCCCUGUAUGUUACAGCUGCCACUGGGGCAUUGCCGAUUUGAUUAUAACAACUAUUACCUCUUUGCUGACACAUUGCUCUCUUGCAAUCGGACAGGUGGAUUGAUCUUGAAAUGUUGCAUUUAAUGUUAAACAUCACUGUCAUUCUUUUGUCGUAUUUAUAUUUUUCAUUCAUCCUGACAUUGGAAAAAAAGGGCUUAAAACAAAAAAUAGAAUGACCCUUUAGUUGCAAGAAAGGUAAUUUAAACUAGAUUGUCCCAAUUUUGGAAUUCACUAUAUCAUUUGUUUAAAUAUAUAAAGUUUAAAAUGAUAACAAGCUGAUUUCACCAGAUUAUAUGCAACAUCAAAAAGCAUGAUUAAAGCAUAUCUGUGCACGAUUAUAAAUGAGAAAUGUAUAAUGUUAUAUUAAUCUCCGUAGCACAGCGUUUGAUAAUUUUUUCCUUAAACGUGCUCUUAACUACAGAUGCCUUACCAAUAAAGGGCUUCUUUACAUAUAUAAAAGAUCAUUAAUGACC
Menidia menidia (Atlantic silverside) is the source of this 2698-nucleotide messenger RNA. The record is from the annotation of a GenBank genome assembly. NCBI's taxonomy places the organism in Eukaryota, Metazoa, Chordata, Actinopteri, Atheriniformes, Atherinopsidae.